AAGAUGAAGAACAUAGGACCAUACGAGAUUGGAAAGCAGGUAGGCAAAGGUGCAACCGGAACGGUCUAUCUUGGUGUGGAUUCUUCGACGAGGAAGCAGCAGGUUGCAGUCAAAGUCAUGAAGAACUCUGAGAACUCUAAGAGGUUACCUGAAGCGCUGAAGCACGAAGUGUACGUCAUGACUCGAUUGGCACAUGAGAACAUAACAGCGAUACGCACCGUCCUCGAAGACGACAAGAACACCUACAUCAUCCUUGAAUAUGUCGGCAAGGGAGAGCUGUACGACACCGUUGUGAAGUGGAAAAAGAAUCAGCGAGAGAGAUUCACGUUCCACUACUUCAAUCAGCUCAUGAAUGGCCUCAAGUAUCUGCACGACUCGGGGUACUGCCAUCGCGACCUCAAGCUUGAGAAUCUUCUUCUGAGUAAGGACGGCGUCUUGAAGAUCGCCGACUUCGGCGUCUCCAAGGACCUAAAUGCGAACCCGAUGCAUACCUGCUGUGGUUCGCCUGACUACAUCGCUCCUGAAGUCAUCACCGGUGAGCCGAGCUCGAGCGGAUACGAUGGUAGACUAGCUGACCUGUGGUCCUGUGGCGUCAUCCUGUACGCCAUGCUC
This is a messenger RNA of Guillardia theta CCMP2712, 612 nucleotides long. RefSeq lists its product as hypothetical. The record is from RefSeq and is a predicted model, not a curated record. Gene Ontology annotation, cellular component: cytoplasm. The annotation marks the transcript as partial. Gene Ontology annotation, molecular function: ATP binding; protein serine/threonine kinase activity. Gene Ontology annotation, biological process: autophagy; peptidyl-serine phosphorylation. NCBI's taxonomy places the organism in Eukaryota, Cryptophyceae, Pyrenomonadales, Geminigeraceae. The transcript is spliced from 6 exons.